AUGCAUUCACUGGGGCAGGCAUUGUCUGCUCUCACUCUCAAGCCUGAUAUUGGCAACCAAAAGCACGAGUCUCCCUACGUCAACGAACGGGGCUACGUCGACUUCAACUCAGGAGACGCCGAGAACCCACGGAACUGGUCCCGCACACGGCGAUGGAUCAUUACCUCGAUUGCUGUGAUCCUUGCUUUAAACGGCAACUUUUCUUCAAGCAUAUUCGCAGCCAGCCUUGACUCUGUCGUGGAUGAGUUCAAUGUCUCUGAGGUUGCCGCCGCCCUCACCACAGCUCUCUUCCUUCUGGGCUUCUGCGCAGGUCCCUUUAUCUUUGCGCCGCUGUCCGAGUUCUAUGGUCGUCGAUGGAUCUUUUAUAUUACCUUUGCCGCCUACAUGGCCUUUACCUUUCUUUGCGCCUUUCCACCUGGCUUUGGUGGGCUGUUGGUUGGGAGAUUUCUGGCUGGCACCUUCAUCUCGGCGCCCCUGAGCACAACCCCUGGUGUUCUGGUCGAUUUAUGGGACCCUAUCGAGCGAGGCAACGCGACAGCCAUAUUUAGUCUCGCAUCCUGGGUUGGACCCUCUCUUGGCUCUGUCAUCUCAGGGUUUGUACAACUCGAGAGAGACUGGAGAUGGGGUGUGUACUCAGCUCUCUGGCUCGGCGCCCCAACCAUGGCUCUUAUGUUUCUCAUUCCAGAAACUCACAGUCCGACCAUACUCGCGCAAAAGUCGAAGCGUGCGCGACACUCCGGCAUCACUGGCGCCCAAACUGAGGGAGAAGAGAACAAGCCCAAGCUACACCAGCUGUACAAGAUGGCUCUAACACGACCGUGGAUUCUCAUGUUCGACCUGAUUUCACUACUUUGCUCCGUCUACGCCUGCAUAGUCUUUACACUACAGUUCAUGCUCUUCAGCAUCUACCCCAUCGUGUUUCGUGAGAUGAGGGGAUGGAAUGCAGGGGUUUCGCAGCUGCCCCUGAUCGGACAGGUCGUUGGCGCUGUCCUUGGUGCAAUUGUCAUCUUUGUCGACAGCGAGCGGAGGAGGAGCAGCGAUGCUUCCGGGAAGAAGCUGUUGCCCGAGGACCGGCUUCUGAUGGCCAUGUUUGGAGGAGUUGGAUUUCCCAUCACAAUGUUCUGGCUGGCGUGGUCAGCGCAAUACAACCAAGUUCCGUGGAUCGUGCCCACUCUGGCCGGGACAUUCCUCUCUACCUCCCUGAUGCUCAUCUAUGUCGCCAUCAUCAACUACCUCACAGACACAUACACCGACUAUACAGCCUCCGUCAUCGCCGCCAACACGGUGACUAGGUCAGCUGGUAGCGCUGCAGCUCCCCUGUUCACGAACCAGAUGUUUUCUGCACUUGGCGUUGGAGGAGGCGGCUCACUCAUUGGAGGAGUAGCAACGUUGCUGGCACUCAUCCCCUUUGUUUUCUACAAAUACGGCUCUCGCAUCCGAAGAAAGAGCAAGUAUGCCCUAGUUGAUGGCGGCCAGCUAGAAAAGGUGGACGAGGAGGCGGAUCCUACAGACUACGGAGUCCAGCCUGACGAGACCCAGCACGCUGGAGAACUGUCCAAGGCCGCAGCAGGCAAUCGACCCGAGGAAUGA
Fusarium keratoplasticum is the source of this 1590-nucleotide messenger RNA. RefSeq names its product MFS domain-containing protein. Gene Ontology annotation, biological process: transmembrane transport. The transcript is spliced from 2 exons. The record is from RefSeq and is a predicted model, not a curated record. Bases 1 to 1590 code for a protein of 529 amino acids. Gene Ontology annotation, molecular function: transmembrane transporter activity. NCBI's taxonomy places the organism in Eukaryota, Fungi, Ascomycota, Sordariomycetes, Hypocreales, Nectriaceae.